AAAAGGUUUGGCCUUUUCUGAACUUUCGGAUUCACAAGCUUUGCUUUGAAGCAAAAGCCAGCGAACGUGUGUCGUCUUUUAUUAUACAAUCAUCGGAGUAGGAGAUUCCCAGAAAAGAAAAACAAUUUUAAAGUAAAAGCACUUAUCAGAGUUAGCCAUAACCAACAGAACAACUUCUAGGUUGUAGCAUAUCCGAGAAUAAAGACUCGAGCAACAAAGAAGGCGAUAUUGUGAGUAGCGAUCAUGUGCUGUGGAGACGGCGAGUGCAGGCCACUUGGGUUUCUUCUGGGACUUCCCUUUGCUUUUCUUGCUCUUCUGAUCUCCAUCGUUGGCGUUGUCGUCUGGAUCGUCGGAUUGUUGCUGACAUGCAUAUGUCCUUGUUGUCUGUGUGUGACAAUAAUAGUGGAGCUGGCUUUGGAGCUGAUCAAGGCACCCAUUCAUGUCAUGGAGUGGUUCACUUCUCAGAUCCCCUGUUGAUUCAUUUUCAUGGUCUUUCUGUUUAUUAUGGAUUUUCACAUAUAGAGUUGAUUGUCUUUUGUCGCUAAUUUUGGGACUCUUCUGGCUAUGAUUCUUGUGUAUAUCUUUCCCUGGUUGAUCUGUCGUUGUGAAUUUUCUGACACAACAUGUAUAAUGGUUUUGCAUUCCUCCUUUUGUUUCUCUUGAUGAUUGUGACAUUACAUUGAAAUGAAAUAAUGAUGGAAGCGAUAUCGUUCAAAGUA
Tripterygium wilfordii is the source of this 719-nucleotide messenger RNA. Its product is annotated as signaling peptide TAXIMIN 1. The transcript is spliced from 2 exons. NCBI's taxonomy places the organism in Eukaryota, Viridiplantae, Streptophyta, Magnoliopsida, Celastrales, Celastraceae. The record is from RefSeq and is a predicted model, not a curated record. Bases 244 to 477 code for a protein of 77 amino acids.